CCCGAUUCAUACACUGCGCGAUGGCGGAGGGAGGCGGAUCUGAACCAGGUAGCGGGGCCGAGCUCGACUCCGAACUGGUACCUGUACAGGCACCUAUACCUGCUUCCGACAUCCAAAAACAAACCUUGGGAGCCUUGCUUAAAACUCAGCUCCGCAAGGGCGACAAAUGGUUUCUGAUUGAUAGUCGCUGGUUUAAGCAAUGGAAGAAGUAUGUGGGCUUCGACAGCUGGGACAUGUACAGUGUGGGGGAGCAAACCCUGUAUCCUGGGCCCAUUGAUAAUUCGGGGCUAUUCUCAGACCCAGAGAAGCAGACUCUGAAAGAACACCUAAUUGAUGAGCUAGACUAUGUUCUGGUACCUACUGAGGCCUGGCACAAGCUCGUGAGCUGGUAUGGCUGUGUGGAAGGACAGCAACCCAUUGUCAGAAAGGUGGUAGAGCACGGGAUGUUUGUAAAGCACUGUAAAGUGGAAGUCUAUCUUCUGGAGCUCAAUCUCUGUGAGAACGACAACAUGGAUGACUUGGUGAAACGACAUUUCAGCAAGGCUGAUACCAUAGACACAAUUGAAAAGGAUAUGAGGGCAUUGUUCAAUAUCUCUGCUGACAAAGAGAUCCGGCUGUGGAACAAGUAUAUGAGCAACACUUACGAACAACUGAACAAGCCGGAUAGUACUGUGCAGGACGCUGGGCUCUUUCAGGGACAGGUGCUUGUGAUAGAAAAAAAGAAUGAAGAUGGCACAUGGCCUAGGCAAGCAAGCUACACAAAAUCCAGCACGACCACCUCCAGGAAUUUAACUACCUCCUCGAAGCUUCCGUCCAACUGUACUGCCACCAUCUCCUCUACCAUAACUAAUGGAGACAGUAAUAACUCAAGCUACACACUGAACAACAGCACCAGCUCCAAUAACAGGUUGGGUGGGUACAGUUCCUAUGGCUCAUCAUACAGCUACCGAGAACCCCAGACACAGCCUGGCCUCUGUGGGCUCAGCAACCUGGGCAACACCUGCUUCAUGAACUCUGCUUUGCAGUGCCUGAGUAAUGCAGCCCCCCUGACAGAAUAUUUUCUCCAGGAUGAGUACGAGGCAGAGAUAAACCGGGAGAACCCCCUGGGAAUGCGAGGCGAGAUCGCUGAAGCCUAUGCAGACCUGGUCAAGCAGAUGUGGUCUGGGCGCUGCAGCUAUGUAGCACCCAGAACAUUCAAGACCCAGGUGGGCCGCUUUGCCCCCCAGUUUUCAGGAUACCAGCAGCAGGACUCCCAAGAGCUGUUGGCCUUUCUGCUGGACGGGCUUCAUGAAGACCUCAACCGUGUCAAAAAGAAGCCCUACUUGGCACUGAAGGAUGCUGAGGGAAGGCCAGACGAGAUAGUGGCAAAGGAAGCCUGGACAAAUCACCGGCUUCGUAAUGACUCCAUCAUUGUGGACACCGUUCACGGACUCUUCAAGUCCACUCUAGUGUGUCCUGAGUGCGCCAUGGUCUCGGUCACCUUUGACCCUUUCUGCUACCUCACGCUGCCACUGCCCAUGAAGAAAGACCGCACCAUGGAGGUGUUCUUGGUGCGCGCAGACCCCCAGUCCAGGCCCGUGCAGUACAGGGUAGUGGUCCCCAAGCUGGGCACUGUGGCUGAUCUAUGCACCGCUCUGUCAAAACUGUCUGGCGUGCUAGCUGACAACAUGGUGGUAGUAGAUGUGUACAAUCACCGGUUCCAUAAAAUCUACCGCCACGACGAGGGACUGAAUCACAUCAUGGACAGAGACGAUAUCUUUUUGUAUGAGGUUGAGGAGUUGGAAGGGGAGCAAGUCAGCCUGCCUAUAUACUUUAGGGAGCGGCGUAUGAAGCACACAGGCUCCUCCACAGGCACUGUCCUGUUUGGGCAACCCCUUCUCAUCUCGUUCCCCAAGCAGAACCUCACUGUGGACUUGCUGUAUGAAAGGGUGCUGGAGAGAAUUGGCCGCUAUGUGAAAAGGCCGCAGGUCACAGGCUGCGAGGGGAAAGCCACUGCAGCAGCUGGCAGUAGCAGUGCAAGUGGACGGAGCAGCACUAGCAGUAGCUGCAGCAGCCCCACUAGCCAGACUGUAGAGUCAACAGGGUGUCCCAGCCAGGCAGCAGAGCUGGGAUUGUGUGGUUGUGAACCACCAGAGGCACCAUCGUGCAGUGGGGGACCCACAGAGACAGCUAGCGGCAGCAGACAACCUUCCCAGGCAGGGACCAGCAACGGACCGAACGGGGUGUGUGAAGGAGAGGAUGAGGAGAUGGAACAUCAGGAGGUAGCGAGGCCCAACCAAGAUAUCCUCAUAGAACCUGGUAACGGCCAAUCGGAGGGCUCUGACAGGGAAGAGGAUUGCGAGGACCCAGAAAAUGAGUCUAUCGCUGGCUUCAAAAAAACUUCAGCCAAGUCGGCUAACUGUCCGGCAAAGCUGUUCACUUUCAGUAUGGUAAACUCUUACGGCACAGCUGAAAUCAGCUCACUUACCAGCGAUAACACAAUCCUCAAACUCAAUGCGCAAUCAACAGUUGCGAUUGACUGGGACUCCGAAUCUAAGACGUUAUACUAUGACGACCAGGAGGCAGAGGCUUAUGAGAAACAUGAGAGCAUGUUGCAGCACCAGAAGAAGAAGGCAACAGUGGCCCUGAGAGACUGUAUCGAGCUCUUUACCACCAUGGAGACGCUAGGAGAACAUGACCCCUGGUAUUGCCCCACCUGCAAGAAGCACCAACAGGCCACAAAAAAAUUUGAUCUGUGGUCCCUUCCACGUAUUCUGGUCGUCCAUCUGAAACGUUUCUCUUAUAACCGCUGCUGGAGAGACAAGCUGGAUACUGUGGUAGACUUCCCAGUUAGGGACCUGAACAUGUCUGAGUUUGUCUGUGACCCAAAGGCAGGGCCCUACAUAUAUGACCUCAUCGCUGUUUCCAACCAUUAUGGAGGGAUGGGUGGUGGGCAUUACACCGCCUAUGCCAAGAACAAGGCUGAUGAGAAAUGGUAUUACUUUGAUGACAGUAGUGUCUCCUCUGCCUCAGAGGAUCAGAUUGUGACAAAGGCAGCAUACGUGCUGUUUUACCAGCGUCGGGAUAACAAGUCAAUCCAGAGCAUGCCUUCCUCAGCCUCUGUGGGCAAAGCUCCAGAGGAGGGGGAAGACAGAAUGGACACCAACUGAAGGGGACAGGGACCCAGGGACAUGAACUGCUGCAAAGACAGACACCCUGGUGUGCGCACACAUGCAUACUCUCUCUCACACACACACACACACACACACACUCAUUCAUUCAGACUCUGCACUGAAUCAACACACAUAUAAUACAGGUUACCCAGAUGUAUAAAUGACCUGCAUCUUUACCUGUGUUUAACUAUCUAUAAAUGUAGAUAUGCACAUAUUUUCAUUUGUAAAAUUCUAUGAUAAACUCAUUUUUAAAUUGUUGUCAAAUGUAUAUCACAUUUCGAGAGCCACACUGCCAAUCAAUGUCAGUCUUGCUCUGGGGAUGUGAUUUUACAUUAAAAAUAAUAUAUUAUUUAACACAAACACACACAGGGACAAUUGGUUGAGAACCUGGCUGCUGCAGGAAUGUGGAGGCAGAUGCAUCUUGUGAAGGAUGUGAUUUCAAAGCGCUUCCAUUUGGUUUUGGGGCUGUCUUAUAGUGAAUCAGUCUGGGAUGGCUGCAGCUGGUGUGUAGGAGAGGCCCCCACCAGCAAUGCAUUACCCCUGAAGGUUCCCGCUCCGAUUUUGGUACCUCUGAGAACUUGAAUGCCUGCAGUGGCAGGUCCUAAAGAGAACACCACCUCUUCAUUGUGUUGCCUGGAAGUCUAUAACUCCUACAGAUGCUUGUAUUGCAGUCCCUUGGGCUCUGUGAAAUCUCUUCAAAACAAAACGUGCUGCUCGAUCUAUGUACCACAGAAGCACCAGCUGCCUUUUAAUAAGAACUUUAAGUACAGGAACAAUGCUGUAAUUAUCAAAUGACAUUUUUUAGGAUUUUCCUUUUUUUGGGGGGGGGGGUCGAUAACCAGUUUAUUAGGUGUAAAAAAAUAAAAAUGAUAUGUAAUAGGUGCCCAACUAUAACUAAUCCAAAGCAGUGACAUUAACAGCUGGUGGACACUUGGCCAGCCUAUCCCUAGGCUACGUGGUCAGUUACAGAGAUGCCUAGGUGGUUAACUACAACCAUUUCUAGAUGGCCAGUAACACUUCCAGUAUUCAAAACCAUCAGACUUUGGUUUCUAAAUGUUCUGUGGUUAUCUACCAACUAGGAGUGGCAAGGAUUUUAAAUCGAUGUUUUAAGACUACCCCUUUCCUGUUCUGGAUGUUGGGGGAGAAACUUAGUUCUGUGUUGUUUUUUUUGUUUGUUUGUUUUUUAAAGCCUGAGAACAAUCCAUUUUCGAUGGAUGUUGCUGUUGAAAAUUAAAAAAAAAAAAAAUCUUUAGUAGGCUGUUACAGCAUUUCACUGAGUCAGAAGGUUAUGGAAAUGCAUGAGGAUAUAUGCAUGUUAUUACAACACAUUGAAGAUGGCUGUGUUUGUCUAUGAGCUACACAGUACACAAACACCUGUGCUUCUGUCUUUUACUGUAAAGGUAAAUAGAUAUGCACCUAUCUAAGUUACUUAUGUGUGUGUGUGUGUGUGUGUGUGUGUGUGUGUGCGUGUGCAUGUAGGUAGAAAUGUUUGGUGCACAUCCUUUUGUAUUCAGAAACACGAGUUUCCAACUGCAGAUGUGUACUAUCAGUGAACUGUCUGACUGUCUACUCUAGGGCUUUUGAAGACACUUAAAAUAAAAUGUAAACCUUCAUUGUGGGUCAGGGAGAUCAAGGCUUCUUUGGGAACAGGCUGUUUCUGGACACUGAUAGCUGCUGUCCUGCCAAGAUAUUUUUGGCUCUCAGUUAGAUGUGUUUAUGUCCUGGAAAAGUUUUGAUUUCUCUGAAUUCUCAACAGCUGCCCUUCUGAUUUAUUUAAAUCUGACUUCCUAACUAACUUUCAGUGUUUCAAGAAACAAAGGUGCUAAAGCCUUUACGCUACUAUGCAAUAAUUAGGCCUACCAACUUCAGAGGUGCAGUUACAUCUGUUAUCCUUUUAUUUUUUAUUAAAAACUGUAGAACUCAAAGGCAA
Molecule: messenger RNA, 5082 nt
Organism: Polyodon spathula (Mississippi paddlefish)
Lineage: Eukaryota; Metazoa; Chordata; Actinopteri; Acipenseriformes; Polyodontidae
Product: ubiquitin carboxyl-terminal hydrolase 4-like
Exons: 22
Coding region: 21-3149 (1042 amino acids)
Biological process (GO): protein deubiquitination
Molecular function (GO): cysteine-type deubiquitinase activity
Source: RefSeq, a predicted model, not a curated record